Trichomonas vaginalis G3 is the source of this 519-nucleotide messenger RNA. RefSeq lists its product as uncharacterized. The record is from RefSeq and is a predicted model, not a curated record. Bases 1 to 519 code for a protein of 172 amino acids. Lineage: Eukaryota; Parabasalia; Trichomonadida; Trichomonadidae. The transcript has a single exon.
AUGUCAUAUGAUGACAAAUAUAGACAUUUCUCCAUGGCAAAGAUGAGACAAGUUUUAAAUAUUUACAAUACCCGUAAACAAAAAGGUUUGGGAAACCACUCCCCCGAAGAAAUGAAAAACAACCCCGACUUAGAGAAAGACUAUAUAUUUAAUAGUUUAGUCAAAAGAGACAAACAAGAAAGAAUGCCAGGCUUCAAACUUAAGAAAGGUGACAAAGUAAAAAUAGAAAUACCUAAACGCGACCCAUAUGAAAAUACUAUUGACUAUGACAACAAUGGGAACUCGACAGGUACUCGCAUUCGUGUUCGUAAAAAUAGAAGAAAGUAUACAAGAGAAUAUUAUGAAGUUUUAGGCAAACAUGGCAAAAUGUACAGACUGCAAGCAGAAGAUAAAACUACUAUUGUCAGACCUCGUUUCAAACUUGUCAAAGUUCAAGGUGGUAUACUUUCAAAGACAGUUCCUAACAAAUAUAAGACAACUCCAGACGAAUAUGCUAAAGAAGUUGAAAAUGACGACUAA